Gallus gallus (chicken) is the source of this 4873-nucleotide messenger RNA. RefSeq names its product ADAMTS like 2 (gene ADAMTSL2). NCBI's taxonomy places the organism in Eukaryota, Metazoa, Chordata, Aves, Galliformes, Phasianidae. The record is from RefSeq and is a predicted model, not a curated record. Gene Ontology annotation, cellular component: extracellular matrix. The coding region runs from base 1843 to 4245 and encodes 800 amino acids. Gene Ontology annotation, biological process: extracellular matrix organization. The transcript has 17 exons.
GGUGGGGUGAGUGGACCAAGUGGACGGCGUGCACGAGGAGCUGUGGUGGAGGUGUGAAGUCCCAGGAGAGGCACUGCCUGCGGCAGAGACGAAAGUCGGUGAGUGGGCUGGCUAAUAAAACUUGCACUGGAACAUCCAAAAGAUAUCAGCUCUGCAAAGUACAAGAGUGCCCCGCAAACGGAAGGAGCUUUCGAGAGGAGCAGUGUUCAUCCUUUAACUCCCAUGUGUAUAAUGGAAGAACGUAUCAAUGGAAACCUUUAUACCCUGGUAACAAGACAUUCUUUGUGUGUUUCAUAAUGCUUAGCCAAAAUGUUUUGAUAGUUAUGAUGCUAUAGACUGCGGGAAGGCUCCUCCUCUGCUGUUUUGAAGUGACUUUUGUCAGGGAUGCAAUCAGCUGCCUCCCAGGUUCAAAGGAGGGCUUUCCAGCUGUGGGGUUACUUAAACAUAAAACAACAAAACCUAUUUGUGACAGAAUCCUCCAGCUUGUUUUGGUCACUGCUCCCAAGGAAGGCAGGCCGGAGGAUGGGGAUGUGGGGUGAUGCUCUGUGCUGGCAGGGAGCAUCCACCUCACCCAGUGCGUGGUGAGCUGGGGCUGCUGCUGGCUGCAGUGCGUUCCUGUGACAUUUGCUCACUCCCACACAACGUGUGGGCUCUGCCAAAUGUCACCGAGAUGGAGUCAGUUCGGUCAUCUGGGGUGAGAGAGACAAAACUGCAGGGAUAACUGAGGAGUCAGGCUGGGAUAUAUAUACUUUAAGAGUAUUUUUAGGCACCUAACUCCCACUGAAACCGAGCUUUAAGAGAAUCCCAGCCAAUUCCUGGGGAUACUGGGAUUCCCCUUGGGAGCUUAAGUGUCUGAAAAUAGAGGAUUUAGCAGAGUUUUCUUGCUUGGGUGUCUCUGUAGAUACCCACUGACAGUUAUGCUUCAUGAUGCUCCUUGUUGCCUCCCUUCGAGUGACACCAGCCCCUGUCUGCAUCCCCGUGGCAGGGCUGUGUGCUGGGACGUGGUCGGCUCUGCUUGGCCUCGUCCCACUCCUAUGGCAAGGUGACAAUUUCUAUGAACAUAUUCGCCCUUCAAGCUGAUGAUUCACCAGAACAGUGACAGUGAAUUGUUUUGUUUUUUAGCAGGCGCUCACGUGUCUCCUGGGGGAUUGGCAGGAUAAUGUUUUGCCAUUGAUGCUGUCUUGGGCCAGUGGGUAUAUCGCUGCUCCCUCCUUGUGCAGUGCAACGCUUGGCACGGGGCUCUGCUGCACGCAUGGAUUUGUCUCUUGCUUCCUGUGGGUAUUGUAAAGCAUCUGCAGAAAGCAAGGGGCAAACUGAGCCCGACUUGGGAGAAUGUCGAUGGGAGAGAUCUGGAGUUAUAAGCUGACGUGGUUUUGAAUAGUCUCGUAUGUCUAUUUACAACAACUAAUGUAUGUAUUAAAUAUUGAUAAGUGAACGUGCAUAGUGUAAUGUGUACUAUGUGGCUGCACGCCCUUGCACAGCACAGUGGCUGUGAUGCUGGUGGUACCUUUGCCAGCAGCAGGUGCAUCUCAUUCCAGCACUGGGGCUGUGCAAAGGCUUGCAGCAGCGGGCUGCCGGGAGCACAAUCUCCUGUCCAACCUGCAGGCACAAGAGGUUGUGGCUCCUGCAGCACUGGCUGCCGUGCAAUUUGUGUUGCUGCUGCUGUUGUUUAGCUUGGCAGAGAUUGACAUUGGUAGGAUGAAAGUUAUUGUGUUUCUGCUGUUUUGAAUGUGUCUCUAUAUCCUUUCCCCUUAGAUGACUAUGUUCACAUUUCUAGCAAGCCCUGUGACCUCCAUUGCACCACUGUGGAUGGUCAGAGACAAUUAAUGGUUCAGGCUCGGGAUGGAACAUCCUGCAAAUACACUGAUUUCCGAGGGGUUUGCGUGUCUGGAAAAUCCAAUUGGCUGCGAUGGCAUUCUCUUUUCCACCCACACCUUGGAUAAAUGUGGUGUUUGCCAAGGAGAUGGGAGCAGCUGCACUCAUGUGACGGGGAGUUACCGGAAAGGAAACGCUCAUCUGGGCUAUUCCCUGGUAACGCACAUUCCUGCUGGAGCAAGGGAUAUCCAGAUAGUGGAACGGAAAAAAUCUGCAGAUGUUCUGGCUGUGGCUGAUGAAGCUGGGUACUAUUUCUUCAACGGGAAUUACAAAGUUGACAGCCCAAAGAACUUCAACAUUGCAGGCACGGUGUUCAAGUACCGCCGGCCCAUGGACGUCUAUGAGACUGGCAUAGAGUAUAUUGUUGCACAAGGACCAACAAACCAAGGAUUGAACAUAAUGGUCUGGAAUCAAAAUGGCAAAAAUCCAUCCAUCACGUUUGAAUACACUCUCUUGAGGAAGCCACACUCAAAUCUCCAGCCCAUCUACUACACCUUUUCUGAGUCAGAUAGCGAAGAAAGCAGGGAGUUUGAUGGAGACGUGCCAUUGGGUUUUAUCCAACACAACGCAACCUAUUUUGGGAAGAUCUCCAGGGAAAGGAUAGACUUGGAGAACCAGGUGUUUGGAAGACAGGACACGGAGGAAGAUUUAAACUUGAGCAAAGGUCAGGAAACCAAUGAGGUCUAUGAAAGAGCAGAAACAAUUGACUGUGAGCCAAAACUGAAGGGCAAACAACCCAAAGGUUCUGGUUUCUGGUGGGUGGGGGAUGCCAUGGAUCCAAACGUAACCAGGUCUACUUACCAGACAGACCCUGAUGACAGAGACUUCGACCCCACGUUCACCUCCAGGGAAUUCCUUUCGGAGAAUGCCAUCACGGACAAGCUGUUGGACAAGACCUCUGACUCGAAGGAGUUGGUGCUCAACAUGACCAUGAACAGCAUCUUUGCCCAGGGAGACCCAAUCAACUCUGUGGGGUCCCACAUCGACAGCCUCUACGUUGACUACGAGGACAGUGAUGGCAUUGUGACCUAUACUAUCAAUGGCACCUACAUGGAGCUGAGCAACAGCAAAGCCGUCAAUUCAUCUGCAGAGACACCGUUUUCAAAUGCCACUGUCACCAUGACCAGCUCUCAAGGGAACAGAACCCACAAAGCAAGAAACAGAUUGAAGUUGUUAAGAAAGGGCCAAGGUGUGAGUGCUGCUGACAUGUACAGGUGGAAGCUUUCCUCCCAUGAACCCUGCAGCUCUACAUGCACCACAGGAGUGAUGUCCACGUAUGCUAUGUGCGUCCGCUAUGAUGGGAUCGAAGUGGACGAUACGUACUGUGAUGCCAUGACCCGUCCUGAGCCCGUCCAUGAGUUCUGUGCUGGGAGAGAGUGCCAGCCAAGGUGGGAGACGAGCAGCUGGAGCGAGUGCUCCCGUACCUGCGGCGAGGGCUACCAGUUCCGCAUCGUGCGCUGCUGGAAGAUGAUCUCUCCAGGCUUUGACAGCUCCGUCUACAGCGACCUCUGUGAGUCAGCUGACAUCACCCGGCCCGAUGAACGCAAAGUGUGCAAGAACCCGGCCUGUGGGCCACAGUGGGAGAUGUCUGAGUGGUCAGAGUGCUCUGCGCGGUGCGGUGAGCGCAGCGUGGUGACACGGGACAUCCGCUGCUCGGAGGAGGAGAAGCUGUGUGAUGCCAGCGCCCGGCCCCUGGCUGAGAAGAACUGCACCGGGCCUCCCUGUGACCGCCAGUGGACCGUGUCUGACUGGGGACCGUGCAGCGGUGGCUGCGGGCAGGGCAGGAUGAUCCGGCAUGUGUACUGCAAAACCAGCGAUGGGCGCGUGGUGCCGGAGUCACAGUGCAACCUGGAGACAAAGCCAUUGGCCAUCCAUCCCUGCGGGGACAAGAACUGCCCAUCACACUGGUUGGCACAGGACUGGGAGCGGUGCAACACCACGUGCGGCCGGGGUGUGAAGAAGAGGAUCGUGCUCUGCCUGGAGAUUGUCAAUGGCAAGAUCAAGACCCACAGCCCCACUGACUGUGACGUGGCCAAGAAGCCUGUGGAGGAGACGACGUGCUUCGAACGGCCGUGCUUCAAGUGGUACACCACCCCCUGGUCAGAGUGCACCAAAACCUGCGGCAUCGGUGUGAGGAUGCGGGAUGUCAAGUGCUACCAGGGGAAGGACAUCGUCCGCGGCUGCGACCCUCUGGUGAAGCCAGUGGGCAAGCAGACCUGUGACCUGCAGCCCUGCCCCACCGAGCCCCCAGACGACAGCUGCCAAGACCAGGCAGGAACCAACUGUGCUUUGGCCAUCAAAGUGAACCUGUGCAGCCACUGGUACUACAGCAAAGCCUGCUGCCGCUCCUGCCGCACACCCCACUCCUAGUGCGGGGCUGGGGCCCGCAGCCCUGCAGGUGAGCACUGGGGAUGGAUGCUCCUUUCCUCACUCCACUGGCACGGCUUGCUUUCAGAGCUGCUGUACAUUGGUUAUCAGAGCUGUACAUAGGAUCGUGUAUAUUUGAUUCCCCCCCCCAAUGACAGACAUCCACGUGGUUUCACAAGGUCUUGUCCUUUUGGUUUCUUUUGCCUAUGCAAGUGUGGGGUGGGCACGGACCCAUGGGAGUGAAAGCACCAGUGUGUUCCCUAGGGGGGGGGGUGAGUGCCUCCUCCCUGCUGUACCCCAAUGCUUUCUCACACUUAACAUGGUGGGAAGCAGGUUCUGAACUCAAGCCCAAGCCCUCUUUUGUAAUAUGUAGGUGUAUACUUUUUCAGAGGAUUUUAUCUUGUAACCAAAUGUUAGUGCCAUAGUCCUUAACCCCCCCCCCCCCCCCCCCCCCCCAUAUUGCUGACAUAUUGUAUAUAAUAUGGAAACAUAACUGCACUUUAUAUCACAAAAAAAAAAAAGACGUGCUCUUUUUUAAUAUAUUUGUUUACAGACAGUGAACUUUAUCCACGUAAUCAUGAAUUUGUACUCAUAUGUAUAUUUUAAUAAAGUUGUCAUAUUUAUGGUGGUA